AAGCCCACUGAAUAUAUAUACCGGCAAGUAGACCAGCUGAUUUCAUAGUCAGUUUAAGUUUCCUCGUUGAUCGGACGGAUAUUUACCCUGACAGUUCACUCUAAACAACACUGGAUUUUAUUCUGUUUGAUCUCUGUAUUUAAAAGCUUCAUUUCAAGAUGGUUCGCGUCGUGUGUCAGAAUUUCCAGCGGCCUAGAAGCCGGCAUACCUCGGGCGAGUCGCCGUAUUCCCUUGAUUCGGACUUGGCACGGAGAGCGGCUGAGGCCUUGACCACAAUGACUGCAGCGGAGGGACGCAAGUUUGAUUCUGAUACAGAAACAUCUAGCGAUGCUUGUUGGGAAUCGGAUGGAGGUACAUGUUGGGAUGUUGGCACUAGCGACAGCGGAGCGGAGCCCGCGAGAGACAAGGAGGCCAUGCUGAAGAAGCGCAAGGCAAGGCGGAGGGAAAGAAAUAAGGUUUCAGCACAGGCGUACCGUCAGCGGAGGAAAGAACAGACGCUCUCUCAGCAAAAGAUUCUGACACAGCUGGAGGACCACCAGAGGGAACUGCUUGAGCAGGUCGAGAAACUGCAGAAGGAAAAGAUGCAGGUUGAGACCUUUCUCCGCAGCUGUUUCAAACGACAGGACACAACCCCACAGACGUCGUCCCCCAAGGACGCCAUUGCUCAUCAUUUCCAUAAUAAUCAUCGACAUCAUGAGAAUCUUUGUCAUUCUUGUAACAUUCCCGCAAUCAUGAGCGUAUCGUGAAGAGGUGGCAUCGCCGGUGUAGGGAGUUCAAAGCGGAUCCCGGCAGGGACGGAUUGAAACCAGGGUACCACGGAAACCUGGAGUCUCGCUGAGUGUCUUGGAGAGGGAUCCGAAAGGACGUGACGAGUUCGACCACUUGGGUGAUCGAAUCUUUCUUUAUGAGAUUUGUGUUUAUUGACAUUGAAUCCCAUUUUGAGACAGUCUCUUAUAUCUCGUCAUAUAUCUCGCGUACCAUCAUCUCAAUCAUAUCAAGGAGACCCGUAAGUGGACAGAGACUAAUGAUGGGGCCCCGAAUGGGGGUCGGCGCGGGUACUGGGCAAACCACAGAACGGAAUCGCCUUGUUUACUCAUUAUCUUUCAUGUCAGUGUAGUUACUACAUAACCCUACCUCUAUCGACCUAUAGCUGAACAUUGCUGUCGUCGUUCUUGAUCAUGUUCAAUCUCCAUAUUGUGUGUCAUUCAGUUCGUAUUUGGACAAUCUGGUCAGUGUCUGAUAGUUAAUAAUAUCUAUCUGCAGUUCCAAUGUUAGUGACGUCAUGGUAUUGUCUUACAUUGUGUGUGAAACUGACUUCCUCGGUCGGUCCUCGCGAUCUGCCAACAGUUAUCUCCCUUCUAAGCGUGAGGUCACGUGACACUGACGUCACCAAUUUUAAAGAUUGCAUCAGUCAAAGUCGGUCACCUAUGGCAACAGGAGGCUCUGUUCAGAAGAUCUUGCGUCAGAAAGAGGUUAUUGUGUCAAAGCCAGCUUCCGAGAUUAACAAUACUCUUACAAUUUACCUCUAGGAAUAACGGUAAUCAAACAACCUCAGCAUUGUAGUGUCAUCUCACCAUUUUUCUGGCUUUUUCCAAAAUUUACUCGCAAUGGAUUUGUUGUACAUUCAUUUCAGUUUGUACUUCUCAUUUUCCUUACCAUAAAUCUAGAAGUUGUAGAGGUGCUAGAAUAUAGUCGAGAAAGGCUGCACAUGCAGGCCUUUUGGGGUUUGAUUGUAUGCAGAUAAAAGCACUAAUGUUCUCACGAUUGGUUGUAAAUGCAUAGUCUAUUUUUAUUCAGGGAAAACCCUGUCGAUGCGUGUAACGAUCACAAAAUGGCAUUUUCAAAUUGUUAAAAUUUGAAUAAAAUGUCCACUACCAGGGCAGUAAAACGUCAUGUACGAAACAAUGCGUGCGGUUUACUUUGACUGGGUUUCUGACAUCUGUGCGCUCUUCUCUCGAUGAAUGAACACAUGAUGGCACAGUAGUGUUCAUAUACGUUACCAUGGAAACAGCCAGAUUGGCAAAGUGACAUAUAUUCGUUAUUGUAUGUAUACGUCUUUGAAUAUUCAAAUUGCAUAAGUCUUUCAUAUUUUUGUACAAUAAAACUGUGUUUAUUGCACUAAGGUUUAA
Haliotis rufescens (red abalone) is the source of this 2129-nucleotide messenger RNA. RefSeq lists its product as uncharacterized. The coding region runs from base 159 to 746 and encodes 195 amino acids. Gene Ontology annotation, cellular component: nucleus. The record is from RefSeq and is a predicted model, not a curated record. Gene Ontology annotation, molecular function: DNA-binding transcription factor activity, RNA polymerase II-specific; RNA polymerase II cis-regulatory region sequence-specific DNA binding. The transcript has 3 exons. Gene Ontology annotation, biological process: regulation of transcription by RNA polymerase II. Lineage: Eukaryota; Metazoa; Mollusca; Gastropoda; Lepetellida; Haliotidae.